Microplitis mediator is the source of this 1083-nucleotide messenger RNA. Its product is annotated as MAPK regulated corepressor interacting protein 2. The record is from RefSeq and is a predicted model, not a curated record. The transcript is spliced from 6 exons. NCBI's taxonomy places the organism in Eukaryota, Metazoa, Arthropoda, Insecta, Hymenoptera, Braconidae. Bases 275 to 733 code for a protein of 152 amino acids.
AGUUUAGACACCCAAAGUCAUGAGACUCUAGUAGAAUUGAGUUUAGUGUCGACUGUCGGUGUGUGAGAAAGAGAGAGAGAUUGUACGUAACACAUUGCUCCGUAUUGCACAUGGGGUUUACUGCCACGACCUGUACGGCUACACGUUCAAAGAUCAAACUUCCAGACUAAAGGGAAAUAAAAUUAUCAUUUUCAUGUUUUACAAUCACAUUAUUUUAAAAUAACAUUAAAUUAACAGCAAGUGUUAAGUAUUAUUAAAUAAUCUGUUUUAAAAAAUGUAUACGGUGUCGAAAGGACCAAGUAAAAUUGUUGCGAAAACUCGCCGAGGAAUAAGUCAAAACCUUGACAGAUUAGAUACGUUGAGAGAUUUGACGAGAAAAUCGGAUCCUACUGAAAAAGAAUGCGAUGAUGAAACCGACCGUCAUGCGCCAAAGCCCGUUUUCAAUGUUAAUGGAAAAUCUAAAAUUUCUUCACAAAGACAUAGGAUGCAGGAGGUCAUUACUCCUCAACACGAGGAACUCAUUAAAUUUGUAUACGAAUCAUGGAGUCAGGUAGGCAGCUGUACAGGAAACGGAGUUUCUGAAGACUCACAUGAUUCUGAAAGAGGAGAUUUAAUCACGUCUUUGUAUUACAACGAUGGUGAACCAAAUGACGUUCUUCAAGAUUUCAAACCAUUCGACCUGGAGUCAUGGUGGGGAAAAAGAUUGUUCAAUAACAUCACAAAAUCUCUUUAAAAAAACCAUAUUUAUAAAGAGAAAGAGCUAAAGUUUUUUUAAAUGUGCAUAUUAACUUUUAACUAACGUAUAAUUAAAUAAAAAAAAAGUAAUGCUAGUAUAAAAAUAAAUAAAACAAGUCCCGUGCUUGGGACAAAUAUCGCGGUGAAAUGAACAUUGCUCGAUUAUGUACAAUAUCCCGAAUGAUAAUUAAGCCCAAAGUGUUUUUUAGAUGAUAUAUAUCACUGCUGUUAUUAGUAUGGUUAUUAUUAAUGAUGUUAUUUGUUAAUGCAACGAUUUAUUGAAGGGAGAGACAAAGAUUGUUGAUGAUUUUAUGAAAUUAAAUUAGUGUACAUAUGCGUUUAAAAAAA